AGUAAGCAUUUUGUCAACUUUCAUCGCGCCCUUCAAGUAUUUAAGUCCUGGUGCAGCAAAUAUGGAAGACGAAGACAAUUUAAGUACAAGCAGUGCAGAAGUAAAGGAGAAUCGUAACAUUGGCAACUUAGAAGAUCAUCCAAUAACCUCUAACGAAAGGUCAAGGGUGGGCGCUUCCAGUAUCAAAAGGAAAAGGCCUCUAGAAGAGGGCAACAAUGGACACUUCUGCAAACUCCAGCUCAUCUGGAAGAAAGUCUCAUGGUCAGUAACGCCAAAGAAUGCCCUGGUUCAACUACAUGAACUUAAGCCAGGUUUACAGUAUAAAAUGGUCUCCCAGACAGGCCCUGUCCAUGCACCGGUAUUUGCAGUUGCCGUGGAAGUAAAUGGGCUGACAUUUGAAGGGACUGGACCAACAAAAAAGAAGGCCAAAAUGAGGGCUGCAGAACUUGCCCUCAAGUCUUUUGUUCAGUUCCCCAACGCAUGUCAAGCUCACUUUGCCAUGGGGAAUUGUUUCAACCCUUCCACAGACUUUACGUCAGACCAGGCAGACUUUCCAGACACUCUGUUCAAAGAGUUUGAACCAUCGACGCACAGUAAGGACUUCUCGGUCUACAACCCAGUUAAUAACGAACUGCUUUCUACAGCCUAUCGGCAUGGGAGGUUGCUAUACCACACCUUGGACUUAAUGGGCCACAGCAAACAAAACAAGCGCAAGAUGGCGUCCGCCGCUGAGAGCGAAAAGAACCCAGUGGUGUUGCUCAAUGAGUUGCGGUCAGGACUGAGGUACGUCUGCCUUUCGGAGACUGUGGAGAAGCAGCACAUCAAGAGUUUUGUGAUGGCUGUAAGAGUGGAUGGGAGAACAUUUGAAGGCUCGGGACGUAGCAAGAAGCUGGCUAAAGGUCAAGCAGCACAGGCUGCGCUUCAGGCCCUCUUUAACAUUCGGCUGCCCAGUCACAUUCCCGGCAGGAGUAAAUGUAAUCAUUUGCCACAGGAAUUCGCUGAUUCCCUCUAUCAAAUGAUUACGCAGAAGUUUCAAGAGGUGACAGAUAAUUUUGCUGCCAUCUAUGCACGUCACAAAUCCCUUGCAGGAAUUGUCAUGACGAGAGGCUUGGAUGUCCGGCAGGCUCAGGUUAUUGUGCUGACGUCGGGGACCAAGUGCAUAAAUGGAGAAUACCUUAAUGACCAAGGGCUCGUGGUCAACGACUGCCACGCGGAAAUUGUGGCGCGGAGGGCCUUCCUUCACUUCCUUUACUCGCAGCUGGAGCUUCACCUGAGUAAUAAAGAAGACAGCGAGCGAUCAAUCUUCGUGCGGUUAAAAGAGGGAGGCUACAGGCUAAAAGAGAACAUUCUGUUCCAUCUGUAUGUGAACACUUCGCCCUGUGGAGAUGCACGCCUCAACUCCCCCUAUGAAAUCACAACAGACUUGAACAGCAUUAAGCACAUAGUAAGAAAGUACCGUGGGCAUCUUCGAACAAAGAUUGAAUCUGGGGAAGGAACCAUUCCAGCCCGAUAUCCCAGUGCGGUGCAAAUGUGGGAUGGCAUGUUAUUGGGGGAGCAGCUGGUCACCAUGUCUUGCACGGACAAAAUUGCCAGGUGGAACGUCCUCGGCUUACAAGGAGCUCUCCUCAGCUACUUCAUCGAGCCUGUGUACUUGCAUAGCAUUAUUGUGGGGAGCCUCUCUCACACCGGACACCUUUCACGGGUAAUGAGCCAUAGACUAGAAGAUGUCGGUCAACUGCCAGCCUCAUACCGGUGCAAUCAGCUGCUCCUGAGUGGAGUGAGCAACGCCGAGAUGCGGCAGUCAGGGAAAUCACCUGGUUUCAGUGUGAAUUGGAUAGCGGGCACUACAGACCUCGAGCUUAUUAAUGCAACAACAGGAAAAAGGAACUGCGGGAGCUCUUCGCGACUCUGCAAGCACCUGUUUUACACUCGAUGGGCAAAGCUUUAUGGAAAGCUGAGCACACAGAUAUUAAGCCAUGGAGAUCUGCCCUCCGUGUACAGUGAGGCCAAACUGCUGGCGCACACAUACCAGUCUGUCAAGCAACAGCUGUUUAAAGCAUUUCAGAAAGCCGGUCUGGGAACCUGGGUGAAAAAGCCCCCGGAGCAAGAUCAGUUCCCGCUAACUGUGUGAAUCAUCUGGCACUUCUGUGCUGUGACCCCCAUCAAGCUGACUGAAGAUGGAGAGAAGGGCAGGAGAAAACCGCAGGAGCUGG
Messenger RNA from Zootoca vivipara (common lizard), 2213 nucleotides. Lineage: Eukaryota; Metazoa; Chordata; Lepidosauria; Squamata; Lacertidae. The record is from RefSeq and is a predicted model, not a curated record.